AUGCAUCCAAGAUUGCUGCAUUUACUACUCCCGCUCGCGGUUACGGCGCGCGACGUUGUUUUCCCGCCAGUAUCAGGCGUACAGAGUCCGUUUGUCACCAGUGGCGACGAUGCAAUAGCGGAGUUUCCGGAGCCAAAUGCUUAUGCUGGGCUGACGACGUUUGCGAACUCCCCCUUUGUGAAAUGCUUGGCCGACGGAGAGGUUGAGAAAUUUGACAUUGCCUUUCUCGGUGCACCAUUUGAUACGGGUGUCACAGCUCGACCAGGAGCCCGCUUUGGGCCAACCGGCAUCAGGCAAGGCUCCAGAAGGAUCUCUGCGGGCGAAGCAUGGAGCGUGUAUACCGGGAAGAAUCAAUACCUCGACUGGGCCAAGCUAGUAGAUUGCGGCGAUGCCCCUCUGACGUUUCUGGAUAAUACCGCUGCCCUGCGGCAGCUAGAUAAGGCUCAUAAGGUUAUAUCAGGGCGUAGAACCAAUUCAAGCACAUAUACUACGCCAAGAAUCAUCACCCUGGGUGGAGAUCACACCACUACGCUGUCGGCGCUGAGAUCCACGCAUGAGCGAUGGGGUCAAGUGAGCGUCAUCCACUUUGAUUCUCAUAUUGACACAUGGGAUCCUAAAGUGCUCGGCGGCGGUAUAUCUCAUUAUGCUGGCGUGAACCACGGCACGUUUCUGCACAUUGCGCAUGAAGAAGGGUUGAUCAGCAAUUCCUCCAUACACGCCGGUAUCAGAGCACCGCUUGUCCGGCCCAAAGGUGAUUUGCGCAACGAUGUCAGAUGCGGCUUCGAGAUUGUGCGGGCGAGAGACAUCGACCGCAUCGGUACGAGUGGUGUCAUUGAAAAGAUCAAGGACAGGGUCGACGGACAACGCGUCUAUAUCAGCGUCGAUAUAGACGUAUUGGACCCAGCCUUCGCGCCCGGUACGGGAACUGCGGAGGUCGGGGGCUGGAGCACCCGAGAGCUUCUCACAAUCCUCGACGGGCUCAACGGUUUGGAAGUAAUUGGUGCUGACGUUGUUGAAGUUGCGCCGAUCUACGACAACAGGGGAGAAACAACGGUCCUUGCAGCUGCGGAGGUGGUCAACUCGCUUGUGACGCUAAUGGUCGAUCGACCUGUUAAGACCUGA
This is a messenger RNA of Coniosporium apollinis CBS 100218, 1122 nucleotides long. RefSeq names its product agmatinase. NCBI's taxonomy places the organism in Eukaryota, Fungi, Ascomycota, Dothideomycetes. The coding region runs from base 1 to 1122 and encodes 373 amino acids. The transcript is spliced from 10 exons. Gene Ontology annotation, molecular function: metal ion binding; agmatinase activity. The record is from RefSeq and is a predicted model, not a curated record.